ACCGAGCUGGGAUCGGGCCCCGGGCGGGGGCGGUGCGAGCGGCGCCAAGCGGAUCCUGGGGGCGGGGACGGAGCCGGGGCGGGCGGGACUGGAGCGGAGGCCGGGAACUAGGCGGGAGGUCCCAGGGUCUCGGGUUAGGGGGGUGGAGCCGCACUUCGUCGCCGCGGGGGUGCCGGGACUCCGGCCUCAGUGCCGCCGCCAUCACGGACUUCCUGUGGGACAAGCGCACGGGCCUCGCCGCCAGAACGAUGCCUCAUCCUCGAAGGUACCACUCUUCAGAGAGAGGCAGCCGGGGGAGUUACCACGAACACUAUCGGAGCCGAAAGCAUAAGAGACGAAGAAGCCGCUCCUGGUCAAGCAGCAGUGACCGGACACGGCGGCGCCGACGAGAAGACAGCUACCAUGUCCGUUCCCGGAGCAGCUAUGAUGAUCGUUCAUCCGACCGGAGGGCGUAUGACCGGCGAUACUGUGGCAGCUACAGGCGCAACGACUACAGCCGGGAUCGGGGAGAAGCCUACUAUGACACAGACUACCGGCAUUCCUACGAAUAUCAUCGGGAGAACAGCAGUUACCGCAGCCAGCGCAGCAGCCGUAGGAAGCACAGACGGCGGAGGCGGCGCAGCCGGACAUUCAGCCGCUCAUCUUCGCAGCACAGCAGCCGGAGAGCCAAGAGUGUAGAGGACGACGCUGAGGGCCACCUCAUCUACCACGUCGGGGACUGGCUACAAGAGCGAUAUGAAAUUGUAAGCACCUUGGGAGAGGGGACCUUCGGCCGAGUUGUACAAUGUGUUGACCAUCGCAGGGGCGGAGCUCGAGUUGCCCUGAAGAUCAUUAAAAAUGUGGAAAAGUACAAGGAAGCAGCUCGACUUGAAAUCAAUGUGCUGGAGAAAAUCAAUGAGAAGGACCCUGACAACAAGAACCUCUGUGUCCAGAUGUUUGACUGGUUUGACUACCAUGGCCACAUGUGUAUCUCCUUUGAGCUUCUGGGCCUUAGCACCUUCGAUUUCCUCAAAGACAACAACUACCUGCCCUACCCCAUCCACCAAGUGCGCCACAUGGCCUUCCAGCUGUGCCAGGCCGUCAAGUUCCUCCAUGAUAACAAGCUGACACAUACGGACCUCAAGCCUGAAAAUAUUCUGUUUGUGAAUUCAGACUACGAACUCACCUACAACCUAGAGAAGAAGCGAGAUGAGCGCAGUGUGAAGAGCACAGCUGUGCGGGUGGUAGACUUUGGCAGUGCCACCUUUGACCAUGAACACCAUAGUACCAUUGUCUCCACCCGCCAUUACCGAGCACCGGAGGUCAUUCUCGAGUUGGGCUGGUCUCAGCCUUGUGAUGUGUGGAGUAUAGGCUGCAUCAUCUUCGAAUACUAUGUUGGCUUCACCCUCUUCCAAACCCAUGACAACAGAGAACAUCUAGCCAUGAUGGAAAGGAUCUUGGGUCCUAUCCCUUCCCGGAUGAUCCGAAAGACAAGGAAGCAGAAAUAUUUUUAUCGGGGUCGCCUGGAUUGGGAUGAGAACACAUCAGCUGGGCGCUACGUUCGAGAAAACUGCAAACCACUUCGGCGGUAUCUGACCUCAGAGGCAGAGGAACACCACCAGCUCUUCGAUCUGAUUGAAAGCAUGCUAGAGUAUGAACCUGCUAAGCGGCUGACCUUGGGCGAAGCCCUUCAACACCCUUUCUUCGCCCGCCUUCGGGCUGAGCCACCUAACGCCAAGUUGUGGGACUCCAGUCGGGAUAUCAGUCGGUGACGAUCAGGCCCUGGGCCCCUCUGCCACUCUAACAGCAGUGGGUGUCCAGUCCAGGACACUGGUGCUUUUUUAUACAAGAGAACAGAGCCGGAGCCCACUUCUUCCUACUGGCUCCCUAUGUACCUGUGAAUAUGUGAAAUAGUGUAAAUAUGAAAGAACUUGGACCUAUCGCUUCAACCCCUGCCUUGUACAUAAUGCUAUUCCAUCUCACACUCUUCCCACCCUCACUUGCCCCUUCACAGAUGAGUUGGAUGGGGGCAGAAUGAGGUAACCAGAUGGCAUCUAUCCCAUGUUUUAUAAGGAAUUUUGUACAGUCUUUGUGAAAUAAAAUGACGUGCUUCAUCUGA
Globicephala melas (long-finned pilot whale) is the source of this 2098-nucleotide messenger RNA. It is a transcript of the gene CLK2, whose product is annotated as CDC like kinase 2. NCBI's taxonomy places the organism in Eukaryota, Metazoa, Chordata, Mammalia, Artiodactyla, Delphinidae. Gene Ontology annotation, molecular function: protein tyrosine kinase activity; ATP binding; protein serine/threonine kinase activity. Gene Ontology annotation, cellular component: nucleus. Gene Ontology annotation, biological process: regulation of RNA splicing; peptidyl-tyrosine phosphorylation. The record is from RefSeq and is a predicted model, not a curated record.